Messenger RNA from Diatraea saccharalis (sugarcane borer), 2285 nucleotides. The record is from the annotation of a GenBank genome assembly. NCBI's taxonomy places the organism in Eukaryota, Metazoa, Arthropoda, Insecta, Lepidoptera, Crambidae.
GCAUUCGCGCGUGGAACAGCGUGCUAACCGCACGUGUGGUGCCGAACAGGUACAACUGUCGUGUUAAGUUAGUUUACUUUUGUGCCUUAUCGUGCUCAAUUACACCUUUUAUUUGUCACGAGCCGAACGAGAUGUACUUAUCUUGAUACAUUAGGACAGAGAGUGAUAAACGUACGUCCUUAUCGAAGCAGUUCCUGAGAUUGUGCAUGCUCUUGACAUUGUAGUGCAGACUUGCGUGAAAAUUGUCGUCAAAUAGUGAGUUGAAAAAAAUUUUGUAAUCGAAGUUUUUUAACAAUAUACAAAAUUUUAAAAAACACACUGAUACUAUAAAAUAAUUUACAUUUCGAUAUCGACUUUAGUAAAUUAACUUAGAUGUGGGUAUAGAAUGCUUAUAGUGUGUGAAUUGUGAUCUCAGACGAGUGAAGUGAAUAAAAAUAUGUCACAAGAGUGAAGUGAAGUCUGUUCGAGUGAAAAUCGCAGAGAAAAACUGGAGGUCGACACGUAUGAAGUGUCAGUUGCCGUCCAGCUGACAACAGAUGUCGCUCCGAUUGAAGUCGCGAUGUCGGCCGAUGGGUCGACUACAGACAUCAAUGUGCUGCUCAAUGAUACUGAAUCAGAUCUCACCAGUCUUUCACAUGUCGAUGCACCGAAUGAUGCGAAUUACAUGAUAUGCGGCGUCGUUAUUGCCAUGGCCCUCGUUGGGCUCAUCAUAGUGCUGCUGGCUCUCACAAUAAACAAGCUGCGCAAGCGAGAAGAACAUUCAGCAUCGGUGCAUCCUGCUGAAGUCUUGCAGGCCCCAGCUGCACCACCCUCGGAGCCCCUAGCCUUUCGCCAGCAGCCGUUGUGGCAAUUCCCGCCGCCGCUGCCACCGCCUUAUGUCUAUCCCCACGAUCAGGACAAUCUAAUGCAGCCAAUCGGCAAUGAGCGUGCCAGUUUCCGCAGUCUUCGCAAGAACAUCGGAGGUCGCUGGAAACGGCUUGUGAAGAAGAAGCCUGAACAGGAGGUUUACACGAUUCCACCUGAGCUCAAGCCCCAGCUCAAAGAGAUAUACGUGUAUUAACCUAAUAUCAACAUUGUUUUGUUAGGAAACAGCACUGAAGCAGGACACUUCAAUUGCGAUGAUUUAUUAGAAAUUAUUUCAACCAUGUCCAAGGUUGAACUGUAUCAAUCCAUAUCAUUACUUGAAUAUCAAAUCUUUAAACUUAGAACAUCUGCACGGCUCAACAGCCUCUCUAAUUUUGAACAUAUCGUUUCGACCAAUUUAAUUCUAAUGACCAAUGUACUAACUUGAAUUUUCCUUCAUUCAGCACUAUUGUUUAUUGUGAUUAAAAUGCCUAGAAUUGUAUUAUUAAGUAUUAGAACACUGAUGUUUGUGAGUGUUGUUCCGUUGCAGAAUUUCGAAUGUUGUGUAAGCAUGAGUGAUAGUCAAUGAAUUUAGUAUAAUUAAUUUAAAAGUUAUGAAUGAUCUUAGGAAAAUGCGGUCGCGCAUAAUAGUGACGAAAAUCCAAUAAUUAUGAUUAUAUAAAGUUAUGAUGAUGCCUUGAUAUAAUGUAGUUUUUGACAAAUUAGGGCAUUUUAUAGUUCAUUAACUUAUUCUAGACAUGGUUGAUUUGAAAUCGAUCUUCGAUCAAAUAAUUUUGUGAAGCUAUAAUAUACACGAGUAUGUGCUGUGUGUCUAUGAUAGAGAUAUAUUACACGCCUUAUUGUUUGAUGCAGUAUUUUUAUAUCAUUCAUUUUGUGUUGUGAGUGAGACUGAAUUAUGGUACAAUUUAAAAUGUAACGUGACCACACAUUGCAACUUUCUAAUCAAUGUAUAUUUUCCGAUAUUAUUGACUGUAUACACACAACUACGAUGUCAAAUGAGAAUUAUAUGAAAUGACCUAGUUGUUGAAUGUUACGUUACUUGCAUGAUAUGGUAGUUUAAUUUACUGAUUUUCGCCCGGUCCUUACUGUGAUAGUUAUAUUAGAAUGCUACAGAUAUAAUUAUGAGUGAUGAUGAAUUGUUUUAAAUAGCCUUUAAAACCUUGUCAAUUAUAGUUAAUAUCAUAGUGUGAAGGACCGUGGGACGAGAAUAUUAAUAGCUCAUAUUGAGCCCGAUAUUUUGGUGAAUUAAGUUGAUAGCUAAUAGGUACAAUUCAGCCAUGAUUAUUUUCGUUAAAUUCUAACUGUUCAGUAGAAAAAAUAUCAUGUAAUAACUGUAAGUUUAGUACGAGAAAUUACUUUUUAGAAAAUUGUAAUCUUUCGUUGAAUUAAUAUGAAAAAUAAAAUCCAUCAUGAUAUAAUAU